AAACUGUUGGAACGAACGGACCCAGGCCAAAUUAGUCCAAGGCGGAACGAACGAACCUCGAUUAUUUUGGGAACCAGUUUACAAGAAAGAAAAGAUGGCUGAGAGAAAGUCACAGAACAAGUAUUAUCCUCCAGACUGGGACCCCAGUAAAGGCUCGGUCAACAAGCAUGUCGGUCAACAUCCUCUACGGGACCGAGCCAAGAAAAUCGCUCAGGGUAUUCUUGUCAUUAGAUUUGAAAUGCCCUACAAUAUCUGGUGCGGUGGUUGCAACAGCCAUAUUGGAAUGGGAGUUCGAUACAAUGCAGAGAAGAAAAAAGUGGGGAAGUACUACACCACUCCGAUUUGGCAGUUCAGGAUGAAGUGUCAUUUAUGUGAUAAUUAUUUUGAAAUCCAAACAGAUCCGCAGCACCAUGACUAUGUGAUUACUAGUGGAGCUAGAAGGAAGGAACAAAGGUGGGACCCCAAAGAUAAUGAACAGAUUGCUACAGAGGAUAAAGCAGUCAUAAAGAAGAUGGCAAGCGAUGCCAUGUUUAAAUUGGAGCACACAAGCGAUGAUGUGAAGAAAGCUGCCAGCGUUCAGAUGAGCGUUGGUCAGCUAGAGAACAGGCGGAGUGAACACCGGGAUGAUUACAUUCUGAACAAGCUAGCCAGAAGUAAAUUCAGGGAAGAAAAGAAAGCUCUUAAGAAAACCGAGAGUGAAGAUAAAGAUCUACUGCAGAGAGCGUCUCUCGAUAUAACUCUUCUUCCCGAAGCGGAGGAGGACGCCAGACUUGCAUCCCUCCUUAAAUACAAGUCAACAGAAACAUAUGAUGAGAAACAAGCACAACGGAGGAAGGAGAUUGAAUCGCAGCCAAUUUUCAAGACAUCUAAGUCGCCGGUGUCGUCCAAAACAGGAAGCGAAGCUAUAAAGCUGGCGUCUGUCAAUAACAAGCAUUCGGCCUUCAGCAACGAGGCCAUAACUUACAGAACACUGAGAGAGAGUCAGAAACUGCUGGGAAUACGACAGAGAAAUAAAAAGAACAAUGCCAACAGGGAGAAAACAGCCAUGUCACGUAGGGCGGAGGAGACGUGUAACGGGUAUGAUUGUGGGGAGAGGCUGGUCGAUAGUGAGAGUAUUAAGACAAACCCUGAAGAUUCAGGCUGUGAACGGGGCAUGGACAAUGUAGGUGCACAGACCUCGACGUCAGGCGGCAUGUCUGGUCUCAAUCUGGUCAACAUUUACGAAGACAGUGACUCAGAAUCUGAUACGAAUGUGACUUAAAAGUGUGAGGUCGUUCAUUGUUAUGUUUAUUAGAUUAAUGAUUACAGCAGUGAUUAAAGCACCAUGAAAUGCCAAAAAAA
Messenger RNA from Ostrea edulis (European flat oyster), 1341 nucleotides. Its product is annotated as probable splicing factor YJU2B. Gene Ontology annotation, cellular component: post-mRNA release spliceosomal complex; U2-type spliceosomal complex. NCBI's taxonomy places the organism in Eukaryota, Metazoa, Mollusca, Bivalvia, Ostreida, Ostreidae. The coding region runs from base 95 to 1261 and encodes 388 amino acids. Gene Ontology annotation, biological process: mRNA splicing, via spliceosome. The transcript has 7 exons. The record is from RefSeq and is a predicted model, not a curated record.